AUGCCUAAUGUAGUGGAUUUUAUCACCAUCAGCUUCCCUAACUUUGACCUGGAGGAGUCAGGUCAGUGUCAGGGGGACUGGCUGCUCCUGGGCCCCACCUGGAGAGAGGAGUACCGGGUGUGUGGAUCCCUCCUCCCACCUCCCUUCAUCUCCUCCAUUGGGAGAGUGUGGCUCUACUUCCACUCACAGGCCAACAGCUCAGGACUGGCUCAGGGGUUCAGACUGUCUUAUAUCAGAGGUCGCCUGGGCCAGUCCAGCUGUCAGAGUGAUGAGUUCCUGUGUGGUAACGGUAAAUGUCUUCCCCGGACGUGGCGCUGUAACGGCCUGGAUGAGUGUGGCGACGCUACUGACGAACGGAGCUGUUCCCCCCCUCCCACCCCUCCCCGCGCCUCCCUCUGCCCCCCCGGCACCGCCCCCUGUACCCAGGCCCAGUCCACUCGCUGCCUGCCCCAAUCGCUGCGCUGCAACGGAGCCCAGGACUGCCCCGACGGCUCGGACGAGGCAGGGUGCCCCGACACGGCCUGCGGGAAACGCCUGGGGAACUUCUACGGAACGUUCGCCUCCCCAGACUUUUUCCGUCCCAACCGCAGCGCUGUGGGGGAGUUGAGGUGCUCCUGGCUACUGGACACUCAGGACACUAAGCCCAUCGUGUUGCAGCUGGACCUGGGGUUAGGGCCAGGGGACUCCCUCCACGUCUACGAUGGGCUGGUCCAGAGAGCAGAGCGCCUCCUGCAGGCCCUGUCUCAUCAUAACAACAGGAGACCAACCCUGUUAGAAUCCAGUAGAGGACAGAUGAGUCUACAGUACCUGGCCCAACCACUCAGCCCUGGGCAUGGGUUCAACGCGACAUACCAGGUCAAAGGUUACUGUUUCCCUGGGGAACACCCGUGCGGAGAGGACCAGGGCUGUUACUCUGAGCGCCAGCGCUGUGACGGGUACUGGCACUGCCCUACGGGGCGCGACGAGGAGGAGUGCCCAGUUUGCCAGGAGGGCGAGUACCCCUGUGAGGGGGGCAGCGGGGCCUGCUACCCUGCCUCGGAAAGAUGUAACAACCAGAAGAAGUGCCCAGACGGUUCUGAUGAGAAGAACUGUUUUGACUGCCAGCCGGGUAACUUCCACUGUGGCACCAACCUGUGUAUCUUCGAGACGUGGCGCUGCGACGGCCAGGAGGACUGUCUGGACGGGAGUGACGAGAGAGACUGCUUGGGAGCUGUACCCAGGAAGGUGAUCACUGCUGCUCUGAUUGGCUCUCUGGUCUGUGGCCUCCUCCUUGUCAUCGCUCUGGGCUGUGCCUUCAAACUCUACUCCCUCCGGACAAGAGAGUACAGAGCAUUUGAGACCCAGAUGACCCGUCUGGAGGCGGAGUUUGUUCAGAGGGAGGCUCCGCCCUCCUAUGGUCAGCUGAUCGCCCAGGGCCUGAUCCCACCGGUGGAGGACUUCCCUGUGUACAACCCCACUCAGGCCUCCAUGCUCCAGAACAUUCGUACAGCGAUGCGUAGACAGAUCAGAAGACACUCCUCCCGCCGGGCCACGUCACACCGCCGCUUGGGGCGCCUCUGGAACCGUCUGUUCCACCGAGGGACCCGUCAUCGCCGCGGGCAGAUCCCCCUCCUCACACCCCCCGGGUCUCAGGUGGCUCUGGGCCUGCACUCCUACCACACUUCGGAGGGACCUGGAGCCAGGGCUGGGGAUGGAGGUGGCGGCGCGGGCAUGGUGGGGGGCAUGGCGGGCACGGGACCAGCAAGGACCCCCUCCUGCUGCUCUACGGCAGCAGUAGGCUUCGCCCUGCACGCCCACACCCAGGCCCUGUCACAGUCCCAGUCCUCCCACCCCUCCUUGGAGUCUCCCCGCUCCCCACCCUCCCCCUCUGACAGUGAACCAUCCGAGGGGUCUCCAUGUUCCCCAGAGAGCCAGGGUAGCAGGGUUAGGUUGCCCCUCAGCGAGCUCUCCACCCCUGGGCAGCAGAGUGACUCAUUAACGUCUGCCGCCAGCAUACUGAGCCAGCAGUGCCCCCCAGAGGGCAGCACAGGUCAUUACACCCGCCGGGUCUCCAGGAAGCUGGUCCUGGGGCUGGCUGCCAACCUGAGAGGGGUAGCCCUACGACGCUACUCCCCCAUGGGGCUCACCUCCCCCGUUACUCCCCUUGUCCUUCCCCCUCCAGACUCCCAGCUGCCCUGCCACCACCCCCUGACCUCCCCUCAGACGUCAACCCCCUCGGGGUCUUCAGAUGACAGUCAGAGGUUCCAUGCCCUGGAAGUGCCAACCCGGGAGAGGAGGAGGAGGAGGAGGAGGAGGAGGGGGAGGGGUAUAGGGGUGCCUAGUGGACUGAACACCAGCAGCAGUGAGGAGGAGGAGGAAGAGGAUGGAGAUGAGACUCUACUGAUCUGCUAGUAUGAAGGAGCUGCCUUGACCAGGUGGCAAUAGACAGACAGACAGACAGACAGACAGACAGACAGACAGACAGACAGACACAGACACAGACACAGACACAGACAGACAGACAGACAGACAGACAGACAGACAGACAGACAGACAGACAGACAGACAGUACUGCAGGUGGCUGUAGACUCUGUACUAGUGGGCCAGUUAUUGGACUGUAGUCUGACAUAGCUGUAGACUCUGUAGUGGACUGUAGCCUGACAGCUGUAGACUCUGUACUAGUGGACCAGUUAUUGGACUGUAGCCUGACAGCUGUAGACUCUGUACUAGUGGGCCAGUUAUUGGACUGUAGUCUGACAUAGCUGUAGACUCUGUACUAGUGGACCAGUUAAUGGACUGUAGUCUGACAUAGCUGUAGACUGUACUAGUGGGCCAGUUAUUGGACUGUAGUCUGACAUAGCUGUAGACUCUGUACUAGUGGACCAGUUAUUGGACUGUAGUCUGACAUAGCUGUAGACUCUGUACUAGUGGGCCAGUUAUUGGACUGUAGUCUGACAUAGCUGUAGACUCUGUACUAGUGGGCCAGUUAUUGGACUGUAGUCUGACAUAGCUGUAGACUCUGUACUAGUGGACCAGUUAUUGGACUGUAGUCUGACAGCUGUAGACUCUGUACUAGUGGACCAGUUAUUGGACUGUAGUCUGACAUAGCUGUAGACUCUGUACUAGUGGACCAGUUAUUGGACUGUAGCCUGACAUAGCUGUAGACUGUACUAGUGGACCAGUUAUUGGACUGUAGUCUGACAGCUGUAGACUCUGUCUCUCUGGCUGAAACACCAAGAGCUGGAGAAUAACGGACUAAUGGGACAGUGGAUGAUCUCAGAGAAGCACAAUGAUUUCACUCCCUCCACCGCCUCCAUCUGCUCAUCCCUCCAUCCCUGCCUUACCAGAGAUCUAAAACUGAGAGCAGUACAUCAGUCUGUCUACUGACUCUGACUCAGUCACUCUGACUCAGUCACUCUGACUCAGUCACACUGACUCAGUCACACUGACUCAGUCACUCUGACUCAGUCACUCUGACUCAGUCACUCUGACUCAGUCACUCUGACUCAGUCACUCUGACUCAGUCACUCUGACUCAAUCACACUGACUCAGUCACUCUGACUCAAUCACACUGACUCAUAUCAUCAUCGUCUGUUUUUGUAAACGUUGUCAGUGAGGUAAAAAAAAAACAGCGAAUGACAUCACACGCUGGAUCACUUGAAGUGACAUAAGGUGAAUGCACCAAUUAAAUGUAAAUGUAAGUGAUGAACAGGAUGUGACACAAGACGAAGAUGUUUUGAGGAAGUUGUGAAAUUAAGUGUUAUUAUGAAUGUGAUAUCUGACUGUUAUCGUAGAUGUUUAAGCAGUGGCCUAUCUUGGUACCCUCUCUAGACGAUGACUAUCUUGGUACCCUCUCUAGACGAUGACUAUCUUGGUACCCUCUCUAGACGAUGACUAUCUUGGUACCCUCUCUAGACGAUGACUAUCUUGGUACCCUCUCUAGACGAUGACUAUCUUGGUACCCUCUCUAGACGAUGACUAUCUUGGUACCCUCUCUAGACGAUGACUAUCUUGGUACCCUCUCUAGACGAUGACUAUCUUGGUACCCUCUCUAGACGAUGACUAUCUUGGUACCCUCUCUAGACGAUGACUAUCUUGGUACCCUCUCUAGACGAUGGUUGGACCACAGGCAGUGGAAGGGGUGUCUACUCAGUCACAGUGGCUGGGUCAUAAAUGGUAACCUAUUCCCUAUAUAGUGGACUACUUUUGGCCAGAGCUCUAUGGGGUAGGCUAUAGGGCACGGUUAGAGAACAGAGCCCUAUGGGGUAGGCUAUAGGGCAUGGUUAGAGAACAGAGCUCUAUGUAGGAUAUAGGGCAUAGUUAGGGAACAGCGCUUUAUGGGGUAGGCUAUAGGGCAUGGUUAGAGAACAGAGCUCUAUAGGGUAGGCUAUAGGGCAUGGUUAGAGAACAGAGCUCUAUGGGGUAGGCUAUAGGGCAUGGUUAGAGAACAGAGCCCUAUGGGGUAGGCUAUAGGGCAUGGUUAGAGAACAGAGCUCUAUGGGGUAGGCUAUAGGGCAUGGUUAGAGAACAGAGCUCUAUGGGGUAGGCUAUUGGGCAUGGUUAGAGAACAGAGCCCUAUGUGGUAGGAUAUAGGGCAUGGUUAGAGAACAGAGCUCUAUGGGGUAGGCUAUAGGGCAUGGUUAGAGAACAGAGCUCUAUAUGGUAGGAUAUAGGGCAUGGUUAGAGAACAGAGCCCUAUGGGGUAGGCUAUAGGGCAUGGUUAGAGAACAGAGCUCUAUGGGGUAGGCUAUAGGGCAUGGUUAGAGAACAGAGCUCUAUAGAGUAGGCUAUAGGGCAUGGUUAGGGAACAGAGCUCUAUGGGGUAGGCUAUAGGACAUGGUUAGAGAACAGAGCUCUAUGGGGUACGCUAUAGGGCAUGGUUAGAGAACAGAGCUCUAUGGGGUAGGCUAUAGGGCAUGGUUAGAGAACAGAGCUCUAUGGGGUAGGCUAUAGGGCAUGGUUAGAGAACAGAGCUCUAUGGGGUAGGCUAUAGGGCAUGGUUAGAGAACAGAGCCCUAUGGGGUAGGCUAUAGGGCAUGGUUAGAGAACAGAGCUCUAUGGGGUAGGCUAUAGGGCAUGGUUAGAGAACAGAGCUCUAUGGGGUACGCUAUAGGGCAUGGUUAGAGAACAGAGCCCUAUGGGGUAGGCUAUAGGGCAUGGUUAGAGAACAGAGCUCUAUAUGGUAGGAUAUAGGGCAUGGUUAGAGAACAGAGCUCUAUAUGGUAGGCUAUAGGGCAUGGUUAGAGAACAGAGCCCUAUGGGGUAGGCUAUAGGGCAUGGUUAGAGAACAGAGCUCUAUGGGGUAGGCUAUAGGGCAUGGUUAGAGAACAGAGCCCUAUGGGGUAGGCUAUAGGGCAUGGUUAGAGAACAGAGCUCUAUGGGGUAGACUAUAGGGCAUGGUUAGAGAACAGAGCUCUAUGGGGUACGCUAUAGGGCAUGGUUAGAGAACAGAGCCCUAUGGGGUAGGCUAUAGGGCAUGGUUAGAGAACAGAGCCCUAUGGGGUAGGCUAUAGGGCAUGGUUAGAGAACAGAGCUCUAUGGGGUAGGCUAUAGGGCAUGGUUAGAGAACAGAGCUCUAUGGGGUACGCUAUAGGGCAUGGUUAGAGAACAGAGCCCUAUGGGGUAGGCUAUAGGGCAUGGUUAGAGAACAGAGCUCUAUGGGGUAGGCUAUAGGGCAUGGUUAGAGAACAGAGCCCUAUGGGGUAGGCUAUAGGGCAUGGUUAGAGAACAGAGCUCUAUGGGGUAGGCUAUAGGGCAUGGUUAGAGAACAGAGCCCUAUGGGGUACGCUAUAGGGCAUGGUUAGAGAACAGAGCCCUAUGGGGUAGGCUAUAGGGCAUGAUUAGAGAACAGAGCUCUAUAUGGUAGGAUAUAGGGCAUGGUUAGAGAACAGAGCUCUAUGGGGUAGGCUAUAGGGCAUGGUUAGAGAACAGAGCUCUAUAUGGUAGGCUAUAGGGCAUGGUUAGAGAACAGAGCCCUAUGGGGUAGGCUAUAGGGCAUGGUUAGAGAACAGAGCUCUAUGGGGUAGGCUAUAGGGCAUGGUUAGAGAACAGAGCUCUAUGGGGUAGGCUAUAGGGCAUGGUUAGAGAACAGAGCUCUAUGGGGUAGGCUAUAGGGCAUGGUUAGAGAACAGAGCUCUAUGGGGUAGGCUAUAGGGCAUGGUUAGAGAACAGAGCCCUAUGGGGUAGGCUAUAGGGCAUGGUUAGAGAACAGAGCUCUAUGGGGUAGGCUAUAGGGCAUGGUUAGAGAACAGAGCUCUAUGGGGUAGGCUAUAGGGCAUGGUUAGAGAACAGAGCCCUAUGGGGUAGGCUAUAGGGCAUGGUUAGAGAACAGAGCUCUAUGGGGUAGGCUAUAGGGCAUGGUUAGAGAACAGAGCUCUAUGGGGUAGGCUAUAGGGCAUGGUUAGAGAACAGAGCCCUAUGGGGUAGGCUAUAGGGCAUGGUUAGAGAACAGAGCUCUAUGGGGUAGGCUAUAGGGCAUGGUUAGAGAACAGAGCUCUAUGGGGUAGGCUAUAGGGCAUGGUUAGAGAACAGAGCCCUAUGGGGUAGGCUAUAGGGCAUGGUUAGAGAACAGAGCUCUAUGGGGUAGGCUAUAGGGCAUGGUUAGAGAACAGAGCUCUAUGGGGUAGGCUAUAGGGCAUGGUUAGAGAACAGAGCCCUAUGGGGUAGGCUAUAGGGCAUGGUUAGAGAACAGAGCUCUAUGGGGUAGGCUAUAGGGCAUGGUUAGAGAACAGAGCUCUAUGGGGUAGGCUAUAGGGCAUGGUUAGAGAACAGAGCUCUAUGGGGUAGGCUAUAGGGCAUGGUUAGAGAACAGAGCCCUAUGGGGUAGGCUAUAGGGCAUGGUUAGAGAACAGAGCUCUAUGGGGUAGGCUAUAGGGCAUGGUUAGAGAACAGAGCCCUAUGGGGUAGGCUAUAGGGCAUGGUUAGAGAACAGAGCUCUAUGGGGUAGGCUAUAGGGCAUGGUUAGAGAACAGAGCCCUAUGGGGUAGGCUAUAGGGCAUGGUUAGAGAACAGAGCUCUAUGGGGUAGGCUAUAGGGCAUGGUUAGAGAACAGAGCCCUAUGGGGUAGGCUAUAGGGCAUGGUUAGAGAACAGAGCUCUAUGGGGUAGGCUAUAGGGCAUGGUCAGAGAACAGAACUCUAUGGGGUAGGCUAUAGGGCAUGGUUAGAAAACAGAGCCCUAUGGGGUAGGCUAUAGGGCAUGGUUAGAGAACAGAGCUCUAUGGGGUAGGCUAUAGGGCAUGGUUAGAAAACAGAGCCCUAUGGGGUAGGCUAUAGGGCAUGGUCAGAGAACAGAACUCUAUGGGGUAGGCUAUAGGGCAUGGUUAGAGAACAGAGCUCUAUGGGGUAGGCUAUAGGGCAUGGUCAGAGAACAGAACUCUAUGGGGUAGGCUAUAGGGCAUGGUUAGAGAACAGAGCUCUAUGGGGUAGGCUAUAGGGCAUGGUUAGAGAACAGAACUCUAUGGGGUAGGCUAUAGGGCAUGGUUAGAGAACAGAGCUCUAUGGGGUAGGCUAUAGGGCAUGGUUAGAGAACAGAGCCCUAUGGGGUAGGCUAUAGGGCAUGGUUAGAGAACAGAGCUCUAUGGGGUAGGCUAUAGGGCAUGGUUAGAGAACAGAGCUCUAUGGGGUAGGCUAUAGGGCAUGGUCAGAGAACAGAACUCUAUGGGGUAGGCUAUAGGGCAUGGUUAGAGAACAGAGCUCUAUGGGGUAGGCUAUAGGGCAUGGUUAGAGAACAGAGCUCUAUGGGGUAGGCUAUAGGGCAUGGUUAGAGAACAGAGCUCUAUGGGGUAGGCUAUAGGGCAUGGUUAGAGAACAGAGCUCUAUGGGGUAGGCUAUAGGGCAUGGUUAGAGAACAGAACUCUAUGGGGUAGGCUAUAGGGCAUGGUUAGAGAACAGAGCUCUAUGGGGUAGGCUAUAGGGCAUGGUUAGAGAACAGAGCCCUAUGGGGUAGGCUAUAGGGCAUGGUUAGAGAACAGAGCUCUAUGGGGUAGGCUAUAGGGCAUGGUUAGAGAACAGAGCCCUAUGGGGUAGGCUAUAGGGCAUGGUUAGAGAACAGAGCUCUAUGGGGUAGGCUAUAGGGCAUGGUUAGAGAACAGAGCUCUAUGGGGUAGGCUAUAGGGCAUGGUUAGAGAACAGAGCUCUAUGGGGUAGGCUAUAGGGCAUGGUUAGAGAACAGAGCUCUAUGGGGUAGGCUAUAGGGCAUGGUUAGAGAACAGAACUCUAUGGGGUAGGCUAUAGGGCAUGGUUAGAGAACAGAGCUCUAUGGGGUAGGCUAUAGGGCAUGGUUAGAGAACAGAGCCCUAUGGGGUAGGCUAUAGGGCAUGGUUAGAGAACAGAGCUCUAUGGGGUAGGCUAUAGGGCAUGGUUAGAGAACAGAGCCCUAUGGGGUAGGCUAUAGGGCAUGGUUAGAGAACAGAGCUCUAUGGGGUAGGCUAUAGGGCAUGGUUAGAGAACAGAGCUCUAUGGGGUAGGCUAUAGGGCAUGGUUAGAGAACAGAGCUCUAUGGGGUAGGCUAUAGGGCAUGGUUAGAGAACAGAGCCCUAUGGGGUAGGCUAUAGGGCAUGGUUAGAGAACAGAGCUCUAUGGGGUAGGCUAUACUGUGCUAUGGAGACAGCUCGGGGAUGGUACAGAAAUCACCCAUAUCGUUCCUAUCUGUUGUUACUGAAAGGCAUUCUGGGAUGCUGUCUGAAAUGACACUCUAUUCCCUUUACAGAGAGCGAUACUUCUGACCGGAGCCUCACAAACCUUGGUCUAAGACUUACCCCAUAUGGCUCUGGGCAACACGAGGGCACUACAUAGACAAUACAGGGGCCAUUUGGGACACAGCCCAGGACAACAGUUGGUAAUGAUGGAGAGACAGACAACAGGAAGUCCUCUGGUGUUUAAUAAAGGUCAUGUUGGUAAUGAUGGAGAGACAGACAACAGGAAGUCCUCUGGUGUUUAAUACAGGUCAUGUUGGUAAUGAUGGAGAGACAGACAGCAGGAAGUCCUCUGGUGUUUAAUACAGGUCAUGUUGGUAAUGAUGGAGAGACAGACAACAGGAAGUCCUCUGGUGUUUAAUAAAGGUCAUGUUGGUAAUGAUGGAGAGACAGACAACAGGAAGUCCUCUGGUGUUUAAUACAGGUCAUGUUGGUAAUGAUGGAGAGACAGACAACAGGAAGUCCUCUGGUGUUUAAUAAAGGUCAUGUUGGUAAUGAUGGAGAGACAGACAACAGGAAGUCCUCUGGUGUUUAAUACAGGUCAUGUUGGUAAUGAUGGAGAGACAGACAACAGGAAGUCCUCUGGUGUUUAAUACAGGUCAUGUUGGUAAUGAUGGAGAGACAGACAACAGGAAGUCCUCUGGUGUUUAAUACAGGUCAUGUUGGUAAUGAUGGAGAGACAGACAACAGGAAGUCCUCUGGUGUUUACUACAGGUCAUGUUGGUAAUGAUGGAGAGACAACAGGAAGUCCUCUGGUGUUUAAUACAGAUCAUGUUGUUAAUGAUGGAGAGACAGACAACAGGAAGUCCUCUGGUGUUUAAUAAAGGUCAUGUUGGUAAUGAUGGAGAGACAGACAACAGGAAGUCCUCUGGUGUUUAAUACAGAUCAUGUUGUUAAUGAUGGAGAGACAGACAACAGGAAGUCCUCUGGUGUUUAAUACAGGUCAUGUUGUUAAUGAUGGAGAGACAGACAACAGGAAGUCCUCUGGUGUUUAAUAAAGGUCAUGUUGGUAAUGAUGGAGAGACAGACAACAGGAAGUCCUCUGGUGUAAUAAAGGUCAUGUUGGUAAUGAUGGAGAGACAGACAACAGGAAGUCCUCUGGUGUUUAAUAAAGGUCAUGUUGGUAAUGAUGGAGAGACAGACAACAGGAAGUCCUCUGGUGUUUAAUAAAGGUCAUGUUGGUAAUGAUGGAGAGACAGACAACAGGAAGUCCUCUGGUGUUUAAUACAGGUCAUGUUGGUAAUGAUGGAGAGACAGACAACAGGAAGUCCUCUGGUGUUUAAUACAGGUCAUGUUGUUAAUGAUGGAGAGACAGACAACAGGAAGUCCUCUGGUGUAAUAAAGGUCAUGUUGGUAAUGAUGGAGAGACAGACAACAGGAAGUCCUCUGGUGUUUAAUAAAGGUCAUGUUGGUAAUGAUGGAGAGACAGACAACAGGAAGUCCUCUGGUGUUUAAUACAGGUCAUGUUGGUAAUGAUGGAGAGACAGACAACAGGAAGUCCUCUGGUGUUUAAUACAGGUCAUGUUGGUAAUGAUGGAGAGACAGACAACAGGAAGUCCUCUGGUGUUUAAUACAGGUCAUGUUGGUAAUGAUGGAGAGACAGACAACAGGAAGUCCUCUGGUGUUUAAUACAGGUCAUGUUGGUAAUGAUGGAGAGACAGACAACAGGAAGUCCUCUGGUGUUUAAUACAGGUCAUGUUGGUAAUGAUGGAGAGACAGACAACAGGAAGUCCUCUGGUGUUUAAUACAGGUCAUGUUGGUAAUGAUGGAGAGACAGACAACAGGAAGUCCUCUGGUGUUUACUACAGGUCAUGUUGUUAAACGGGAAAUGACAGCAUUUUAGCGACAUGAAAUCUUAUUAAAAUCUGUUCAUAUUCACCCCCAGGAAGAAUAUGACAAUUUAUUUUUUACAUUUACUGACAAGCGAGCACUUAGAAAUGGUCAUUUUCACAUUUUCAUACGUUCUUAGAAUGUUUUGGGAAUUGCGUAUAUAGGAGGGCAUUUUGUAGAAAAUUCUAUAGCAAUAUAGUCUGGGAAAGUGGCCAAAUAGACACUGCAGGAAAUAAAACCGAAUAAAAUCAUCUGUCUCACCCAGGACCGGAGUCUACGCAGACUGGUGGGCCUCAGCCAAUCAGAGGGCUGCCAUGUAUGUAGUGUAGUACGAUGGUACCUGCCAUCGUUCACUUUGAACUGGACUGAGUGUUUACAGGUUUUUGCAACAGCUGGACAUUAGAACGCAUUUGGCAAAAGCCACAAAAUACACACCUGGAUGGAUUUCUGCAAAUAUGUCAAUACCACGGGAGUCCUCUUAGAUUUGGGAACUUCACAGUCCUAUUGAUCAAGCAACCAUGAAAAGGUAGUCUCUCUCUCCCUCAGUUAUACACAUCAACAACCAUGAAAAGGUAGUCUCUCUCUCUCAGUUAUACACAUCAACAACCAUGAAAAGGUAGGCUCUCUCUCUCAGUUAUACACAUCAACAACCAUGAAAAGGUAGACUCUCUCUCUCAGUUAUACACAUCAACAACCAUGAAAAGGUAGACUCUCUCUCUCCCUCAGUUAUACACAUCAACAACCAUGAAAAGGUAGUCUCUCUCUCCCUCAGUUAUACACAUCAACAACCAUGAAAAGGUAGACUCUCUCUCCCUCAGUUAUACACAUCAACAACCAUGAAAAGGUAGACUCUCUCUCCCUCAGUUAUACACAUCAACAACCAUGAAAAGGAAGGCUCUCUCUCCCUCAGUUAUACACAUCAACAACCAUGAAAAGGUAGACUCUCUCUCUCCCUCAGUUAUACACAUCAACAACCAUGAAAAGGUAGUCUCUCUCUCUCUCAGUUAUACACAUCAACAACCAUGAAAAGGUAGUCUCUCUCUCCCUCAGUUAUACACAUCAACAACCAUGAAAAGGUAGUCUCUCUCAGUUAUACACAUCAACAACCAUGAAAAGGUAGGCUCUCUCUCCCUCAGUUAUACACAUCAACAACCAUGAAAAGGUAGGCUCUCUCUCCCUCAGUUAUACACAUCAACAACCAUGAAAAGGAAGGCUCUCUCUCUCUCAGUUAUACACAUCAACAACCAUGAAAAGGUAGACUCUCUCUCCCUCAGUUAUACACAUCAACAACCAUGAAAAGGUAGGCUCUCUCCCUCAGUUAUACACAUCAACAACCAUGAAAAGGUAGACUCUCUCUCUCCCUCAGUUAUACACAUCAACAACCAUGAAAAGGUAGUCUCUCUCUCCCUCAGUUAUACACAUCAACAACCAUGAAAAGGUAGGCUCUCUCUCUCUCUCAGUUAUACACAUCAACAACCAUGAAAAGGUAGGCUCUCUCUCCCUCAGUUAUACACAUCAACAACCAUGAAAAGGUAGGCUCUCUCUCUCUCUCUCUCUCAGUUAUACACAUCAACAGCCAUGAAAAGGUAGGCUCUCUCUCCCUCAGUUAUACACAUCAACAACCAUGAAAAGGUAGGCUCUCUCUCUCUCUCUCUCUCAGUUAUACACAUCAACAGCCAUGAAAAGGUAGGCUCUCUCUCUCCCUCAGUUAUACACAUCAACAACCAUGAAAAGGUAGACUCUCUCUCUCUCAGUUAUACACAUCAACAACCAUGAAAAGGUAGUCUCUCUCUCCCUCAGUUAUACACAUCAACAACCAUGAAAAGGUAGUCUCUCUCUCCCUCAGUUAUACACAUCAACAACCAUGAAAAGGUAGUCUCUCUCUCUCUCAGUUAUACACAUCAACAACCAUGAAAAGGUAGACUCUCUCUCUCUCUCAGUUAUACACAUCAACAACCAUGAAAAGGUAGGCUCUCCCUCAGUUAUACACAUCAACAACCAUGAAAAGGUAGGCUCUCUCUCUCAGUUAUACACAUCAACAACCAUGAAAAGGUAGACUCUCUCUCUCCCUCAGUUAUACACAUCAACAACCAUGAAAAGGAAGGCUCUCCCUCAGUUAUACACAUCAAUAACUAAUGCUAGCCAGAUCAAUAACUAAUGCUAGCCAGAUCAAUAAUUAAUGCUAGCCAGAUCAAUAACUAAUGUUAGCCAGAUCAAUAACUAAUGCUAGCCAGAUCAAUAACUAAUGCUAGCCAGAUCAACAACUAAUGUUAGCCAGAUCAAUAACUAAUGCUAGCCAGAUCAACAACUAAUGUUAGCCAGAUCAAUAACUAAUGCUAGCCAGAUCAACAACUAAUGCUAGCCAGAUCAAUAACUAAUGCUAGCCAGAUCAAUAACUAAUGCUAGCCAGAUCAACAGCUAAUGCUAGCCAGAUCAACAACUAAUGCUAGCCAGAUCAAUAACUAAUGCUAGCCAGAUCAACAACUAAUGCUAGCCAGAGCAAGAUGAGCUAAAAUCUAACAAAGGAAUAUUAGAUAAACCCUCUCAAACUUUUUCAGCUAGAUGGCCGUCGAAAUUGCACUGAUAAACGAUGGGGAAUAGUAAGUACCCUGCUCGUCCUUCUGCAGCUUGCCUGCCAAUGCAUGCUUGUCCCAACCAAGCACCCAAGCUAACUGGCUAAAGUUGGCUAGUUUGCUAGCGAUCUAUUUCCGGAGAACGAAUGAGAGUACACCUCACUCUGACCAUUUUACUCUCCCUAUCAGAGCUGGUUAGGCUGUUUAAAUGUUAUCUAGAACGUUCUUGACUAAUUAUUACUUUUUAUUUGUCUACGUUUACUGACACCGGUCAUAUUCAGUGGGUUUUGGGCGUCCUUAAAUGUAUUUCGUAAAUUCAUCAGUUAUUCUGCGCUCUGGCACACUCAGACGAGAGUGAAUUUGCGAACGCAAGAGAUAUGCUAACUGGAUAAGCAGUCGUUCAACUUCGACAUAGCUAGCUAGCAAAGCGAUUCACAUUUCUUGCUAGCUAACCCGAAAUGACACCAGCUUCUCUAGCUGUUGUAUAGCCACCGAAAAACGAUAUGAGUGGCGGAAAAGUCAGUCAGUCACCCUCUCUCCAAUGACAUGACAUCCUCCUAACAGCUAGCUAGCUAACGUUCGACUCUGGGUUAUUAGCUUUCUAUAUAAAUAGAUACGCUAGCCUAUUAGCCACGUUAACACGGACUUGUGAUCAUUUCUUUUGCUAGUUUGAUUGUAUUGACAUUCCCAGCCUUUUUAUAACGUAACUAUUGUAACGACCCUGGGUUUAUAAGCGCGGACAUCGACUCUGCCGCAUGAGCAUGCUUUUGUGGCACAGUCGAUAGCGCGCCGGACUUCGGGCUAGAAGGUCGAGGGUUCGAGAUCUGCUCCCUGCCUGUUUCGUUACAGUAUGUUUUUUAGUCCUGAAUAUUGAGUCGUUGAACCUGAAACAGUGGAUCCCGAAUGGGGAGACGGCAAACAACGUACCAGACCAGCAGUGAUUUACAACCCGAUAGCAAUGUGUUUUUUUGGGACGACCAAGAAAAUGUAUCGGUGAAUUCUAUUAAUCACGCAUUGAACUGCAUUCAUCUGUUCUGCCAACAAUGCCUUACUCUACGUCAUGGACUGUUAUAAAGUUGGUUUUUACAGCAUAAACUGGGAAUUUGACUGAUAUUAUGAUUGUCUAUUUGUUUCAUAUCUGCAAAGGAGUUAAAACACUGUCAGUUCCACUUUAAUGAGUACUAUUACAGACUUAAUGGUGUUCCAUUAGAGAAGUAUCUCACCUCCAAGUCCGUCUGUCUGUCUAUGCUAGCAGUCACACCAGGCUAACGGUUACACCCAGUCCCAUUAUAACCACCACCAGGGAAAUGACAGACUGGUAUUGUAUCAGACUCUUCCCUGGCUGUAUGGUCUGUGUUAGUCCCAUUAUAACCACCACCAGGGAAAUGACAGACUGGUAUUGUAUCAGACUCUUCCCUGGCUGUAUGGUCUGUGUUAGUCCCAUUAUAACCACCAGGGAAAUAACAGACUGGUAUUGUAUCAGACUCUUCCCUGGCUGUAUGAUCUGUGUCAGUCCCAUUAUAACCACCAGGGAAAUGACAGACUGGUAUUGUAUCAGACUCUUCCCUGGCUGUAUGAUCUGUGUCAGUCCCAUUAUAACCACCAGGGAAAUGACAGACUGGUAUUGUAUCAGACUCUUCCCUGGCUGUAUGGUCUGUGUUAGUCCCAUUAUAACCACCACCAGGGAAAUGACAGACUGGUAUUGUAUCAGACUCUUCCCUGGCUGUAUGAUCUGUGUAAGUCCCAUUAUAACCACCAGGGAAAUGACAGACUGGUAUUGCAUCACUCUUCCCUGGCUGUAUGGUCUGUGUCAGUCCCAUUAUAACCACCAGGGAAAUGACAGACUGGUAUUGUAUCAGACUCUUCCCUGGCUGUAUGGUCUGUAGUCCCAUUAUAACCACCACCAGGGAAAUGACAGACUGGUAUUGUAUCAGACUCUUCCCUGGCUGUAUGGUCUGUGUUAGUCCCAUUAUAACCACCAGGGAAAUGACAGACUGGUAUUGUAUCAGACUCUUCCCUGGCUGUAUGGUCUGUGUUAGUCCCAUUAUAACCACCAGGGAAAUGACAGACUGGUAUUGUAUCAGACUCUUCCCUGGCUGUAUGGUCUGUGUUAGUCCCAUUAUAACCACCAGGGAAAUAACAGACUGGUAUUGUAUCAGACUCUUCCCUGGCUGUAUGGUCUGUGUUAGUCCCAUUAUAACCACCACCAGGGAAAUGACAGACUGGUAUUGUAUCAGACUCUUCCCUGGCUGUAUGGUCUGUGUUAGUCUCAUUAUAAACACCAGGGAAAUAACAGACUGGUAUUGUAUCAGACUCUUCCCUGGCUGUAUGAUCUGUGUUAGUUGAGGUGUUUUAAUACCUCAUUAACCUUAUUGCCAGGAGAAUAUCACCCAUGUAAUGUUUUCACUUUGUCAUUAUGGGUUAUUGUGUGUAGAUGGGUGAGAUAAAAAAAAAAAAAAGUAAUACAUUUUUAAAUCAGGUUGUAACAUAAUAAAAUGUGAAUAUGUCGAGGGGUGUGAAUACUUUCUGAAUGAACUAUAUAGAUUAGGGCUGUCGUCAAACGAUUUAAAUAAUGAAUCGAGUUAAUAGCAUUCGUUAGUACAUUUUUUAAUUUGCUCAAAUUUGUCCCCAAAGAAAGCUUUUAUCUAAGCUAACAUAUUAUGGAAUUGUUUAAAGAUGGUCAUACCAAGGAUCAUUUAGCUAGUUGAUUUAGCUUUUUAAGACCCUAUAAGGUAUAAGAAAUUAUAAUAAAAACAUUACUUGAU
Molecule: messenger RNA, 15841 nt
Organism: Salvelinus fontinalis (brook trout)
Lineage: Eukaryota; Metazoa; Chordata; Actinopteri; Salmoniformes; Salmonidae
Gene: lrp3
Product: low density lipoprotein receptor-related protein 3
Exons: 12
Coding region: 1-2391 (796 amino acids)
Cellular component (GO): plasma membrane
Molecular function (GO): protein binding
Source: RefSeq, a predicted model, not a curated record